Molecule: messenger RNA, 1839 nt
Organism: Xenopus tropicalis (tropical clawed frog)
Lineage: Eukaryota; Metazoa; Chordata; Amphibia; Anura; Pipidae
Gene: slc25a46
Product: solute carrier family 25 member 46
Exons: 8
Coding region: 182-1438 (418 amino acids)
Biological process (GO): mitochondrial membrane fission; mitochondrion organization
Cellular component (GO): mitochondrial outer membrane; mitochondrial membrane; membrane
Source: RefSeq, a predicted model, not a curated record
UUAUUCGCGCUUAGCUACUUGUUUUUAUUAUAGGCCGAUAUGAUGGGACUGCAUUUCCCGGCAUGAACUUCGCGGCCUUGUGAUGUCAGAGGCAUAUCUACCUUGCAGGAAGCAGUGACGUUCGGCGCACAGGCGGUUUGACAGCUAAGGUUGUCGGGCCAGGGUCGGGAAGCGAGGGGCGAUGAGCAGCAUGCAGCCACGGCGGCCCGAUAGGUUUGACGGCCUAGAAUACCGCGGCACGUCGUGGGGCCGAGGAGAUGGAGACGUACCGCCUUACCAACACGGCUUCCCCGCAAGGUCAUUCAGUUCCUCCGGGGACCUGUCACAGCACUGGGUAACCACCCCGCCUGAUAUCCCGGGCAGCCGCAACCUUCACUGGGGAGAGAAAAGCCCGCAGUAUGGAGCCGAUAGUAACGCUGGCCCUGCCGCCGUCGGGGAGGAGAGCAGUAGCAGCAGCAGCGGCGAGCACCUGAAUCGAUUUGCUGGAUUUGGCAUUGGGCUUGCAAGUCUUUUUACAGAGAAUGUUUUAGCCCAUCCAUGCAUUGUAUUGCGUCGGCAGUGCCAGGUGAACUAUCAUGCACGGAAUUACCAGUUGUCUCCAUUUAGUAUUGUUAAUAUUAUGUACAGCUUCACUAAAACACAGGGCUUCAGAGCUCUUUGGAAAGGAAUGGGAAGCACAUUUAUUGUUCAGGGCAUAAGCCUUGGAGCUGAAGGCAUGCUUAGUGAAUUUACUCAUUUACCAAGGGAGCUUAAUCAUAAAUGGAAUCCAAAGCAAAUAGGGGGACAUCUUCUUCUGAAAGGAUUGGUCUAUGUUAUUGUAACUCCCUUUUAUUCAGCAAGUCUAAUUGAAACUGUUCAGAGUGAGAUUAUACAUGAUAACCCUGGAAUAUUGGAUUGCCUAAAAGAAGGAAUUGGCCGAGUACUGAACCUGGGCGUACCUUACAGCAAACGACUGCUGCCACUCCUUGUUCUCACAUUUCCCACUGUGCUUCAUGGCAUUCUUCACUACAUCAUCAGCUCCACCAUCCAGAAGUGUGUUCUGUUCUUCAUAAAGAAAAAGAGUCCUGCGCAGCUUCCAGGAGAUGGCUCAAAUGCCGUGCAAAACAAACUAGAAGAUUACUUCCCAGAACUCAUAGCUAAUUUUGCUGCAAGCCUUUGUGCUGAUGUUCUGCUCUAUCCUCUAGAGACUGUACUGCACAGGCUUCACAUUCAAGGAACACGUACUAUUAUAGACAAUACAGACCUUGGCCACGAAGUUGUCCCAAUCAACUCCCAAUAUGAAGGACUGAAAGACUGUAUAAAUACCAUAAAAAGGGAAGAAGGUGGACUGGGUUUUUACAAAGGGUUUGGCGCUGUGGUGGUACAGUAUACACUUCAUGCUAUUGUUUUACAAAUAACUAAAAUAAUUUAUUCAUCUGUAGUGCAAACUGCUAGCUAAAAGGAUGUAUCCACUGGAACAGCAUGCUUUCGCCAUCUUGUUUUAUACCUACCCAAAUGAAACAGGCAUUAUACCCGCAAAUCUGUUUCAGGAUAUGCAAUCUGGAUUUGUUCAAUGGGUGGAAACACUUGCAGAGUUUUAGAUUUUCAAAACAGAACCUUAAAUUGUUGUCCUGUUAAAAAGCAGCACACAAUGUCUUACUGCCAGUGCUGCUAAACUACAUGGCCUUUAGUAAAUGUGCAUCUUCUUUGUAAUUAUCUUUUUGGGCAUCAGAAAUGUAAAGUGAUACCUAAACUGUUUAAAUCAGUGUCCUGUUAAAUUGACAUUCUCUCUGCCAAUUAUUUGCUUACUAUUACCACUAUUUGAUAAGGUCCUGUGUAAAUAAAUGUUAAAAAAAUCAA